AUGGAGAAAUUAUUGUCUUUACCUAGAAACUAUGAAUAUAGCUAUUUUAAAGCUGAAUUAAAUGGAAGAACAUCUUUCCGGAUUAAAUCCGUUUUCAAUGAAGAAGAUUGUGUUAAAUGGCUUAAUGAAUUUGGUGAUGAACAAUUGGUUACCUGGAAAAUACUAACUACAUUUCCAAGAGCAGGUCGGGUAAAUUCCUAUAAAUCAGUUUGGAGAUGCCAACAUAAUGUUUACCCCAAAAUAAAAAUGCAUAAUUCCAAUUCCAAGCAUACUGAAUGCCAGGCCAAAGUGACACUAUUUUUGAAAAGAUAUUUGAAAGGAUCUAGAAGUAAGGAUCCAGAAUAUCAUUUGAAUAAAGACUGGCCUUUCUUCGUAGAACUACAACCAUCACAUAACCACCCUCUAGAAGCAGCUUCUGCUUUAGUGCACAGACCCGUCAGCAAUGAAGUCAAAGAAAAGUUACUCGGACUAUUUCAUUGCGGACACAGCGCAUCUUCUGCUAGAGAAGCGCUAAAAUUGGAAUUGUUUAUUAAUGAUGUAGAAAAUUAUCAUGUGAAUUCUGCAGAUGGAAAAUAUUUACCAUCAUUGUCUAAAAUUCAACAUUUCUUGAAUAAUGAGUAUAAUAAACAAUAUGGCUCGAAAUCAGAGGAUAAUUUAGAAAUUUUAAAAAAAUUGAUAAACGAAUUUAAUGAAAAUGAUUCUGAUGGCAAGGCAAUUUUUGGAUUACAUAACAACCAUAAAUAUGUUGCAUUAUGUACACCAAUUAUGGCAAGAGUGACAACAGUAAAAGAAAAAGGUAUUCUAACUUUCAUGGAUAGUAGUAAAAAAAGAAAGGAUGGGAAACACAUUUUGUUAAAGGAUGAAACCUCUGUAACUGUUCAUGAAAAAUGCAGAAAAAUCUACAAUAAGCAGUCCUACAUUGAUGCUGCACUAGCUGAGCAGUCUUCUAAACCUAGCGCCUCUAGGAGAUCGAAUCAACCGCUGUUUGAUUUCAAGGGACACUGUCUCUUUUGUGGAAAAGAUGCCUCCGAUCAAUUUAUAGAAAGUCACAAAAAAUUAAACCAAUCACGACGCGAAAAAGUUCAUGAAGUGACUAAACUGGAUUUUAAGCAAAAGGUUAUUGAUGCAGCUAAAACAACCAGGAAAAGUGAUGAAUGGAGUAACGCUGUAGUUUUUCGAAUUGAAAAUGAGAUUGAUCUUAUUGCAGCUGAAGGGAGGUAUCAUGGAUCAUGCUGUAAAAAUUAUUUCGGAGAAUAUGUACAAUCAGGAACAAAGCGAGGCCGCCCAGAGGAUGAAGAAGUGACGGCUGCAGUAGAUUACAUAUGCAGAUACCUUGAAGCAAAUGAAGACCAAUGCCAGUUUGUACUGAGUGAUAUUCUCAAAGAUUAUAAGCAAAGCCUGAUGAGAGCUAUGAAAAGUUCAGGAGGUUUGAGUCGCGGCAGAGGAAUAACGGACAGCACAUUGGCUAAAUGGGUUGCGACCAUGCCUACAAUUAUGGAGGUAUCCCAGCAGGUAGAGAGCUUUUGUGGUGUUUCAUUCUGCACUACUGAACAACAUGUGGAUGCAAGGUUAUCGAGAAUUACUAGAGAUAACAGUGACUGCAAGAAAUUCGUAGACUGGUUUCUUUGCCACAACCCCUUUCCAGUAGGAGAGUACGUAAUGUCACUGUCUACCGGAGUUAUAGGAGAUGAAAACGUAAAUUGCCAUCUUUCAGACCAAAUCGGAAGUUCCAGUCUCGAAAGCAUUAUUGGAAGCAAUUUUGGUCAAGUGAAGUUCUCCAGAAAGAAAAGAGUGCUACCAAUGCGUGGCUUCACCAGCAGUGUCAAGUUGCAUAACGAAGUAGUGCCAGUUGACCUAUAUACCAUUUUCAGGAGAAUCUCAUUUCAUAAAAAAACCGAAUACGAACUCAAAAACUACUUUACAUAUGAAUUGGCUCCAUACCCACCAUCUUCAUUUGAUGAACAAGGAAUGAUGAGGAAGUCACGUAAAUCCGUUUUCUAUGAUUUGUUUAAUCCAGUGGAAACCCCGUCAAACAUCGGAAGUGCACUUUAUGUGAUCGACGGUGGCUUUCUACUUCACCGAGUACCGUGGGAGUUGAGGGAAAGAUUCUCGUCAAUACUUAACAAAUACGUGGAAUAUGUCAAAAAAUACUUUGGGUCACGAUCAAUCAUUGUAUUUGAUGGCUAUCCAGACGACCCUGGAGAAAAGAGCACAAAAUCUGCAGAACGCCUCAGAAGAAACAAGUUCAUGGCCGCAAAUGUUAAGUUUGACGAAUCCAUGUUAUUGACAAUAUCAAAAGAUAAAUUUCUUUCGAAUGAAGGAAACAAAAAACGAAUGAUCUCAAUGCUGAUCAAGAAAUUUUCAGAGGAAAAUAUCUCUGUCGAACAAGCUGCAGAGGAUGCCGAUAUAACCAUUGUCCGACGAGCUAUGGAAAAUGCUACACACUCUGAAUGUGUGGUUGUGGUAGGAGAAGACAUAGAUCUUUUGGGCGAACAAGUUAUUGCGGCUUUGUAUGCCGGAUCGCUUCUCCGAUCUUCCUCUCUGAAUGAAAUACGCUUUAAACUGUUCACCAAAUCCUUAGUACAAAAUAACUUCAACCUGGCUACUCUUCCUGCAACUGAAGAAGCUGCUAGACUGCACUCAAUGAGGGCCUUCCUACAGGUUAAUUUGUGGAAUGGUCAUGAUAUGGAUCCAGUUCAAUGGGGAUGGAAGAUAACUAAGCAUGGGCUGCUCCCAGUACCAUCGACAGCCGAACAAGCCCCGCAGGAGUUGCUUAAUAACACUGCCUGCAAAUGUUCAAAGGGGUGCCGAAAUGCGUGUGGUUGUAGGAAACAAGGAAUGAAAUGUUCUCCAAUAUGCUAUAAUUGUAGAGGAGCGUCCUGCAGCAAUACACCAGAUGAAAUUAUUGACGACACAAACUUAAUGGACGACGAAGUAAAGCUAUCUGAGACUGAUGACGAACUUGAUGAGCUUCCGGAUGACGAAGACCUUAAAGUGGACCAAUUGAUUCAGUCAGCUUCUACUUCCAAACGCAGCAAAUUCAAUUAACGUUAAAUGUAUUUAAUGUAUUUUUAUGUGAAUUAUCUACAUAUUUAAACUUACAUCAAAGCCAUUUGUACUUAAACUCAAUUUUUUACGUCUCAAUUACACAUUUACAUCACAAUGGCGCUUUAUUUUUAACAUGGCUGUUUUUUGAACCUUAAUAGCGUCCAUACCACUUGACCCAAAUAUAACUAUGUGGUGUCCAUUCGACGUAGAAUUUCACGUACUUCCAUUUAUAAAAGAGUAAAAUUUUCAUAGAAAUGCACCAUUUCGGAGUAAUCAGUGAAAAACUGAAAAAAUACAAAAAAAUGGAGGUUUUUGGGACACCCCGUAUGUAGCACAAGCGGAAAAUUGGUGCAAACUUUAAAAACCCCUUUUUACAUGCAAAUAAAGAGAUUAAUACCAUUUCCAGCUUUCCGAGAAUUAUUUCGCCUACAAACCCU
Molecule: messenger RNA, 3485 nt
Organism: Ceutorhynchus assimilis (cabbage seed weevil)
Lineage: Eukaryota; Metazoa; Arthropoda; Insecta; Coleoptera; Curculionidae
Source: the annotation of a GenBank genome assembly